UGGCCGUUUCAAGCCUUUCGUAGCCCAUCGCGUCAGUGAGAUUUCUGAGCUGACUGAGGUCAGUCACUGGAGGUGGGUACCUUCAGGACUGAAUGCUGCAGAUGACGCCACAAGGGAGACUGUUGCCGAGGACAACACACGAUGGAUGAAUGGACCGUCAUUUCUACGUGAGCCCAAAGAGACCUGGCCACCAGAUGAUUCUAUCAUAAGUCUGGACCCUGACGACGUUGAGGUUAAGGUUUGCACAAUUACUUUAAUGACUGUAGAGCUACCCGAUGACAGUCGUUUUUCCCGAUACUGGAGACUUAUCAGGAGCACCGCUUGGUUUAUGCGUGCAGUACACAACUGGAUGCACAAGAGUAGCAAGCGACACGGUGAGUUGACAGCCGACGAAGUUAAAGUAGCGGAGCUAAUCUGGAUUAGAGAAAGCCAAAGACGAAUGUUCUCAGACGAUAUAGAAAGUGUCAAGAAAACCGGACAAGUGAAGCGAGAUUCUCCGCUCCGUCAACUUACACCAUUUUUAGACAAGGACGGCAUCCUCCGUGUUCGUGGGAGGAUCUGCAGAGCAGAUGGUGAUAACGAUUUCAGGCACCCUAUAAUUUUGAAUCCAAAAGACAGAUAUGUGAAAUUACAACUUAUGCAGUAUCACGUGGACUCAGCACAUAAUGGACGCGAACGUGUGCUGCAUGAAGUGAGACGACGAUUCUGGAUAAUAAAUGGACGUAAUGCAGUAAAGAUGACAUGGAAUGACUGUCAGUUCUGCAAGAACAGUCGUGCGAAGCCCUCGCCACCACUCAUGGCUGAUUUACCAGAUGUUAGAUUGAAGGAGGUCAGUCGACCUUUCACUUACACCGGGUUAGAUUAUUUCGGUCCAAUCAUAGUGAAGGUUGGACGUAGACACGAGAAAAGAUGGGUAGCACUAUUUACAUGUCUGACAGUUCGCUCUAUCCAUCUGGAGUUGGUUCAUGAUUUGACAACCAGCUCCGUGUUGAUGAGCCUCAGACGGCUGAUAGCGAGACGAGGCUGUCCAAGUAUUAUUUUCAGCGACAACGCGACUACCUUUCGUGGGGCUGACCGUGAACUGAAGCGAGCUGUACAAGCUAUCGACAAAGACGAACUCAUCACCUUCGGUAGCCUCCGACACUUGGAGUGGCGAUUCAUAGCCCCUGACGCACCUCAUAUGGGUGGAUGCUGGGAGCGGCUCGUGAGAUCCGUCAAAACAAGCUUGCGAGUAACGCUCAAGACCAGAACACCUAACGAUCAGACUUUAAUGACACUCCUGGCUGAGGCUGAAUUCAUGGUGAAUUCAAGACCACUGACAUACGUACCUCUUGAUUUUGACGACGACUUGCCCUUGACUCCGAAUGAUUUUUUACUACCAAAAACAGACUUUAUUGACUAUCCUUUCGGAAUGUUUACGGACCAUGAUUUACUGAAACGGACUUGGAGAGAAUCUCAACGACUUGCAGACUUGAUUUGGAAACGCUGGGUCAAGGAGUACUUGCCCACUUUGACACGACGAGACAAAUGGUACAGAGAUUCUGACAGACCACUGGCGAUUGGUGACGUCGUAGUUGUUGUUGACUCCCAGCUACCCCGCAACCAGUGGCCGCUUGGCAAGAUCGAGCAGGUCUUCCCUGGUAAGGACGACAUGGUUCGCGUUGCUAAAGUUCGGACCAGACAUGGACUCUACACAAGACCGGCGACGAAACUGUGCAGAGGGAUUGACGCCAAGCCCGGGUCCACGCCAGCGACUGACAUCGACUUAAUUCUGAGUAAAUUUUCGUUCACGUGUCUCGGGUGUGGACAUCGUGUUAUAUCCAAUCAGAUAUUCGAUGAAGUGAUUUCUGGAUUACACGAAUAUACGGAUAUUUCAAACUUCACUUUUCGCUUCCGUCAGGGCCAGCGACCACCGCUGCCGGCCGUAGUGCGGAGGAUGGUCGCGGUGGUGUCCUUCUGCGAAGACGUGAUGUCGCAGAAGGAAACUGCGGAACGGGAGAGGGAGAUCUCGACUCCCUUACCCGGCCGCAGAAGGCGCACCGGGCACAGAGGAAGAGCGGACAACGCCCUUUUCCGGCCCCCAUGA
Molecule: messenger RNA, 2086 nt
Organism: Bombyx mandarina (wild silkworm)
Lineage: Eukaryota; Metazoa; Arthropoda; Insecta; Lepidoptera; Bombycidae
Biological process (GO): DNA integration
Molecular function (GO): nucleic acid binding
Source: RefSeq, a predicted model, not a curated record